Molecule: messenger RNA, 3456 nt
Organism: Fonsecaea monophora
Lineage: Eukaryota; Fungi; Ascomycota; Eurotiomycetes; Chaetothyriales; Herpotrichiellaceae
Exons: 4
Coding region: 1-3456 (1151 amino acids)
Molecular function (GO): ATP binding; ATP hydrolysis activity
Source: RefSeq, a predicted model, not a curated record
AUGUUCAAGCUCGAGAUGGCGUCACUGUAUCAGAAACUACACGAGAACGAGAUCCGCGUCCUUGAAAUGCCGGCUAACGGAAAGACCAAGCCCGUCUGUUAUAAACUGAAGCACAUCACUCUUGGAAGCGCAACACAAUAUCAGACACUAAUAUAUCAUCCAACCGAAUCUUCGAAAGUUGAGAUCUCCAUCGACGAGGACAGGUUGGAAGUCACUCAGAGUUGUAAGCUUGCGCUAGAGGAGCUCGAGAAGAAAUCAACUGGAGGACAUGCGGCUCAGAUGGUCUGGGUCGCCGAGGUUUGCAUCAAUCAUGAGGAUCCUGUCGACAGGCAGCAUCACGCAUCGCUUGUGCACCGCAUCUCCAAAGAGGCUCAGCACCACAACAUUUGGCAUUCUAUCGAGACUGAAAACUGCAUCACCGAAGUUGAGAGUCCUUCUAGUCUUGUGCAGAUUAACGAAGACGACUUGGCCUCCCCCUCCAAUUGGAGCAAGUUUUUUCAAAGUUCAGACAAUUCAAGGGAGUGGCAUACAAUUUCAUCCUUCUUCGCCGAUUCAACAACCGGCCUUGAGCCCCAAAAUGGAAAAGUUAGCCCUCUUCACGCCGGAGACCCUUAUGAACUCAAGUCGCUUGGAAGCGCAAUUGCUUCUUUAUUCAGAAAGCCCACAGGUCAGGUCGCUGCUCUCAAAUUACCAGCAGAGAGGGCCCGUGGGCUCUUUGUCGGGAUGAUUGACCACGCUGGCCACGGACCAGUUGAUUCUAGAAUGAUUCUUCAAAAACAUCUGAUUCUGGCUGCAAUUCUUGGGCUGGGGUCGCUUCUCGCAGAGGGCUCCAGAAAUCUCGGUUCGCUGGAGGCUACCGUACCGAAGGACCAAGGGCAAGAUACUGCACCACUGCCCUGUCUAGACACGUCUUAUCAGCAUUUCAUCAUUCCGCCCGCUGACUUGAUCCGCAGCCCGCUUACUUUGAUUGCAGCCCCUCUGCAAAACCAUCGAGGAUUUCAAAUGCACUUGCAACAUCUUCUCAUCAAACUUGAGAUCUCACAAGAGGAGAUGAAGCCGACCAGGGAGGACGAGGACACUGAAAAGGCAAGCGAGGAAAACAAUAGCCCGGGAGAUGAUAAUGAUCCUCUUCCCGAAUCUGUCGCCCUCCCCGACGCGACAGAUGAGGAACUUGCUUUUUUGGAAGGUGUCGACCUCGACCAAAUCCAGGAUAAUUCUCCUUCUCGGCUAGACUGGAUGAGAAUGAAGAGAGAAAACGGCGAGGAAAACAUCUUUUUGGACCGAUUAAUGGCAAUGACAGAUCUCGAGGAUGUGAAGCGACACUUCUUGAAGACGAAAUGCACGCUAGAUACUCUGCGAAGGCAGGGCGUCGAUACAGCAUCUGAGUGUUUCAAUGCAGUGUUUGUAGGACGUCAGAAAGUCUGCGAAGCCGUAGCAAGGCUAUAUGCUCACUUCCUCAUAUCCAUCCACGCGGUGCCAGGCGAUGAAUUGAUCGAGACGACAGCGGGACAGUAUCUGGAAGAGAGCACAUAUUCUUACGGGACUCGACGCCGUCCUGACCAAUCAGGGGUUUUCCUGAUGACAAACCCCGACCGGCUCGCUGACGCCAGCGAUGGCGAUGAUUACACUCAGAAGCUACGCAAUGAGAUGGAAAAAAGUCGGGGCAAAUUCAUUUUCCUAUAUACGUGUUUUAUGGAAGGCAGGAUGGACUCGUUUCUCGAGUUUGAAGACGUUGGGAAAGAAAUACCUCACCGUGUAAAGCUCGACAGCGGCCUGGGGAGAGAUAACGCGAUAGACAUGCUAAGUGAGCUGCUCGAGAAAAGAUUUCCGAAGAGAAUGCAAAUCGAGGGGGGCAUUGAGGGAGAAUUCUCUCGCUUGCUGAUCCAUCGAGCCUAUCGUGGCGACUGGAAGAGAGGAUUCGCAUCAUUGGAGAUUAUCUUCUCAGAGGUUUGCAGGCGACAACUCGACCGCAUAAGCCAAGCACGAAGGAAUGGAGAACGCCCAGACGACUUUCUGAUAACAAAGGAAGACGUAUUGGGAACCGAAUCGCCCGACCCGCUCCACGAAAUCCCAGCGUGGAAGGAGAUGAUGGAGCUGGCCGGAAUGGAAUCGGUCAAAGAAUCAAUCCGCAGUCUUGCUUCUUUGGUCCGGAUGAAUCGCCAACGGGAGUUGCAAGAUCAACCUCCCCUUCGAGUCGGGCUCAAUCGUGUCUUCCUGGGUCCACCUGGGACAGGAAAGACAACCGUGGCCAAAUUGUACGGCCGGAUCCUUGCAGAUCUGGGGUUACUUUCGAGCGGAGAGAUUGUCGUCAAGAAUGCAGUCGACUUUAUCGGACAAUAUAUCGGCUGGUCGGAAGAGGCUGUCAAGUCCGCCCUCGAAUCCGCCCUCGGCAAAGUACUAGUCAUCGAUGAAGCCCACGUAUUGUAUCCCGGAAAGCGAUCUCACAGGGGGAAUGCCGGUGGAGAUGUGUUCCGAAUUGCAGUGAUUGAUACGCUCGUCUCACAGAUACAGAAUCUUCCCAGCGAGGAUCGCUGCGUGGUUUUGAUAGGGUACAGUGAGCCAAUGCGAGAGAUGUUCCAGUACAGCAACCCUGGGUUGGCGCGACGCUUUCCUCUGGAUGACGCUUUCCGUUUCGAUGACUUUAGCAUGGAGCAGCUCACUCGCGUUCUGGAGCUGAAGCUGGAUAAGCAAAAGUUGGCGAUCACUGAGCAAGCCAAAGACGUCGCUCUACAACGACUCGCGGCGGCCCGAGACCGUCCAAAUUUUGGGAAUGGAGGUGAGGUUGACAACCUUCUCCAUCACGCCCUGACCAGCUCUCAACGGCGAAUAUCAGCGAAUCCUUCUUUCGACCUCUCCACCCCACUCGCUCUUCAGCCGGAGGAUUUCGACGCCGAUUUCGACAGGCUGUCCGACUCCGAGAGCAGAUUCAAGGAGAGUUUCAAAGACAUCGUGGGGUGUAAGGAAGUCAUAGCAAAGUUUGACGGCUAUCGAAAAAGCGUUCAGGGUAUGCGAAUGUGUGGCAGGAAUCCUCGAUCUCAUAACCUCAUCCCGCUCAACUUUGUGUUCAAAGGCCCGCCCGGCACAGGAAAAACGACCAUGGCGCGCAAGGUCGGUAAAUUGUUCUACGAUAUGGGCUUCCUCUCCUCAUCCGACGUGGUGGAGUGCUUUUUCUCGGAAAUCAUCGGGGAAGCUCUGGGUCAGACCGGCCCGAAAGUUGUAGCAGCCCUGGAACGAGCUCUAGGCAAAGUCUUGUUCAUCGAUGAGGCGUAUCGGCUGGCCCAAGGAGAUUUUGCCACGGACGCAAUCAACGAGCUGGUCGACUGCAUGACCAAAGAACGGUUUGCCAACAAAAUGGUCAUUAUACUGGCCGGCUACGCCGAGGGAAUGGACAGCCUGAGGGAGAUCAACCAGGGCUUCGCCAGUCGAUUCGCUACCGAGGUUUUGAAAUUCGAAUAA